Molecule: messenger RNA, 2003 nt
Organism: Haliotis rufescens (red abalone)
Lineage: Eukaryota; Metazoa; Mollusca; Gastropoda; Lepetellida; Haliotidae
Product: cholecystokinin receptor type A-like
Exons: 4
Coding region: 592-1908 (438 amino acids)
Biological process (GO): neuropeptide signaling pathway
Cellular component (GO): membrane
Molecular function (GO): neuropeptide receptor activity
Source: RefSeq, a predicted model, not a curated record
UUGUAGCAAGCUUUGAUACUGUAUGCACAGUGCAUUUCAUUCGGAGAAGUUAAGCAAUGGCAGAUGGUUGGGAUGUUAUACAUAAUACAUAUGUACAGAUGCUCCUGUGAGUAUCCGGGUGUCCUUCGUGAUCUCACAAUACUGUUUGAGGACGUUCGCUGUCCACAGUGAGUGCACUUGAUCGCUUUGAGCAAUGACGACGGACUCCUGCAAAUCAGCCCCUUCUAUAGAAUAUUGACCUAAGCUUGGUGGAGCCGACGUUCAAGUCAUGAAGAAUCUGAAAAGUACCGUUACGCCAUGUGAAGUCAUAUGUUACUGAAAAACAUCUUGACAGGUAUCCAUUUGAAAUGUGUUUUCUGAGUGUUUUGUGGAAGGAUUGGUUGUCUGGACCUGGCGCGGAGGAAUACGCUGUCAGAGAGAAAGUUUCAUACCCGCACCUUCCAACUUUAAACGGACAAUAAUCGAUAUCAAAUAGUCAGUGCAGGAGGUGGUGGGCCUGCAUAUGGUAGUUCAUUCCUUGGGAGCUUUGACGCUGAAAGCAUUGCUGUGGAAAGGUAUUGUUACCAGAGGCACACUACACAAGCAAUAACUAUGGAUAACUGCACAGCUUGUGAUGUGGAGGCAUUUUGUCAUAAUAUUUCACAAAGGACACCCGUUUCCGCGGAGGAAAAAGCCCUCAUAAUGUCGGACCCGAGAUUUAACAGCUGUGUAGAUUUUAAAAUUCCUCAUCGCGGGAUUUCACUAGAAAUGUGCAUACCUUAUGCUGUGAUUUUUCUGUUGUCAGUCGUGGGAAACUCUUUAGUGGUGUUAACGCUUUUCCAACACAAGAAGAUGAGGACCAUUACCAAUGUCUACUUGCUGAAUUUAGCAAUUAGUGAUCUUCUCCUGGCGGUAUUCUGCAUGCCGUUCACGUUGGUACCGUUGCUGUUGCAGGAUUUUGUGUUUGGAGCCGUUAUGUGUGCUCUAAUCAGAUACCUCCAAGCGGUGUCAGUCGGCGUGAGCUGCUUUACCCUGGUGGCAAUCUCCCUGGAACGUUUCUACGCUAUAUGUCAACCAUUACGUUCCCGACGCUGGCAAACGCUCUCCCAUUCUUACAAGGUCAUAUGCGGCAUCUGGGUGGUCGUGUUUAUUCUGAUGGUCCCCAUUGCCUGCUACAACAAAGUCACCCCCCUCGUCAGCGGAAGUCUCGCCUGUAGGGAGAUAUGGGAUAACUCACUGGCGGAGAAGUUGUACACAGGACUGCUGGACGUUGUGUUGUUACUGAUGCCGCUUAUCAUAAUGGCGACCUCGUAUGGCAGAGUUGCCUACGAGCUGGGCAAGGACUUGAACUCCCACGGUCCACCAACUCCUGUUUCAGGUAAACCAGAGGGGGAGUCACUGGAACCAGUUCGAUACGUAGUGAAGGACCCUCAUUCCACAACAUCCAGCGGUCCAUCCCCCAUUGUCCUUCGCCGUACCGAACCACGCGGCCCAGGGGAGAUAACUCACCCACUUCUCCUCCAAACCAACUUCCGGCAGGCGAACUACCAUAAGAUCCUGAUGAACAAGAAAAGAGUGAUGAAGAUGUUGUGCGUUGUGGUCCUGGAGUACUUCAUCUGCUGGACACCACUGUUUCUCGUGAACACGUGGACGGUCAUGGAUUAUCUCAGUGCGAGACGUAGCGUGAGCCUCACUGUCAAGUCCACCAUAUUCUUGUUGGCGUAUUUGUCGUCCUGCAUUCACCCAAUCACUUACUGUUUCAUGAACAAGCGGUUCCGUCAGGGAUUUGUAUCAGUGUUUAGUUGUUGUGGAUCUAAAGACUCUGUGCGACUACUGAGUGAGACGUCGAACGGGAAACAUAAUUCAAAACGUCUUGCGCAUGUCACCGACACAACAAACUUAAAGUUCUCAUGGCGGCGACAGGUGUAGAAUGGUAGCCAUUGGUUUGGAGGAAACAAAGAAAUAUAUGUGUUCUGUGGAUUUGUUGUUGUAAUAAAUGUUUGUAUCGCCAUACUUAGGAUAAA